Messenger RNA from Amoebophrya sp. A120, 5160 nucleotides. NCBI's taxonomy places the organism in Eukaryota, Dinophyceae, Syndiniales, Amoebophryaceae. The record is from the annotation of a GenBank genome assembly.
UAUGGACUCCUUACCAGCAGCUUCUCACUCAAUCAUCACGAUCACCUCAUUUAUAACGACUUGAAAAAUCAAGAUGAAUCUUGAUAUUCCCAUCACGGAGAUGUAGGGCUACCGCUACAGUAAUAUUAUAAUAAACCUGUGUAGGUCUUUUCUUGUUGAGCUUUUCAUUAGUACACCAACAUUUUUGAUUCGGGCUUCGUUUUUGUGUACUAUCUCAUAUGUUACUUGCCAUAGAAAUCAGGAUGAAAAAAAAUGAAUGCGCGUCAGAGUAGCUUUUCCGUCGCGAAUGGGGCAGAAAACCACACUACAUCGAGCUGAGAAGUUGUAGCACAACAGGAGCUCGAUGCGAAGCCGGACGAUCUUCUUCAAAGCUUUUCGAAUCAAGAAAAACGACCAGUAAGACCUUCUUCUACAGAUCACGACGUUGCCGCGCGCUUCUAGCCAUUCUUGCUGUGCAUCCUCAUAUUCGAUUUCCUCAUAUUCGAUUUCUUGCUGUACCCCGAUAAGGCGAUUCAUUCUGUGGCAUGACACGUUGUCAAAUUAGUGCUCGCGGCCUGGGCAGCGUCGAUACAAGGGGACGGGCUGCGAGAGCGACCAAAUUAGUAGAACGCCUUCUCUUGGCAGGAGGGAAGUAACACAAGCACAUUUCGUUGCGCAACUUGGUUGAAGCGAAAAAACCCACGGGGAUGAGUGGUCCCGGUUGCCAGCAGCGGUUAACGACCGUCGUCGAACGGUCUCUGUACCGCCACAUGCAGCGGGAGGUGCGGAAGUUCGACUUUCGGAAGUUCAUAUCAAGGGGAAAGAAAGUAGGUGUCAAGUAUACAUCUGGGUUGCAGCAAGAAAUCCUUACGUUGGAUUAAAGUAAGUCUGCAUGUUCUCGGUGGCGCCAGCCGACGGGCUUCAUCUGAAAGACAGAUAUAAUUAGUGUUGUAAUCCGGGAUUUUUCACGAGAGCUUCAAGAAUUCUUGGACAUUUUCAUUUUCCUCGUCUAGGCCCAGAGGCAUAAUCUACUUUUUUGCAAUGCAUACCUGAAAAUGCCGGCGAUCCAAGAGCUUUGGGGCACGGGCAUCUACCAGCAGAUCGAGGUGCAUGAGAAGGGGUUGAAACGGUUAGUGCCCGUGGAGCUUAUCAAAUGUAAAAAUGUCUGGGUCUGGAAGAAUGCCAGACUUGUGAUGCAGGUUUUCCAUGACCCAUGAGGUCUGGAAUGCGAGACCCAGCAUGACAGAUUCUUUGAAGUCUCUAUCAUGCCUUUCCUGCGUGAGAAACUCCCUCUCAACUUGGUCAAAAGCGGACAGCUUUUGGCACUCACGCAACACAGAUUUUUGCAUCAUUUAGAUUUAGCAUGACAAGUUCUAAUCUUCCAGAGCCAGACAUUUUUGCGUUUGAUAGAGCUGCGCGACUACGUAAACGCGAAGACUUUGUACACGUCCAACCAGAUGAUUCUAGACGAGCAGUGGUCGGGCGCGAGCGUGAGGACCAGUCAACAACAUGGUGAUGCUUCUGUUUUUACCACUGCUGGUGGUGAAGAUGUAGCAGCAGAAGCGGAAGUUGUAACUGGUGCGGACGAUGAAAAAUCACCUAGUGCAACAAGUUCGACGUCCAUCGCUGCAGAUUCCACGAGUGCAACCGCACCUACCUCUCCUGUUCGUGAAAGGACUACUUCCAGCGCAGGAGCAGCUGCGUCCGCAACCAGCCAUGCUAGGGAUCAUGUGGCGGAGAGUGCUGGAGUUGAAGAAGAAGAAUUAUCGUGCGCUACGAUCAGCAACGAGCAAGAAGAAAUUCACCGCGUAGAAGGCGCUGCUGAUUGCGAAGAAGGAGAUCUACUUGCAGACAGCGAGCCAAAAAUUUCUGCGACGAGCACGCUCUCCCUUAGUGAAGAUGAUGAUGAACUACACGAUCGGCGGCCCACAAGGUCCCAGCUCCGAAAAGACUGCAUCCGGUGGGCGACGGAUACGCACGCUGCGUUCGAAGUGCUCAAGUACUAACUUACCACAGUUGCUUUCUCGACGUCGUGCAUCGCUCUGGUGGCAGUUAUUACUUAUGUAGUGCGUAUGUUGAUGCUUCUCGUUCUCCUGCACCUGUUUUGACGCAAUGCAAGAAAUGAAAAUUAUGACUUUUCAUCUUCACAUCUUCAGGGCCUUGCGGCAACAGUCCAAGCUUUCUGAGUGCACGUCGGAGAAGCAGACGGAGGGCCUCCUCGUGGAAAUGGUCACUGGCUACGCCCAGGAGGUGUCCGACGAGGUCCGGCACAUUUUCAGCUAUAACGUGCGGCUCACCAACCUGUCCAAAAACAAGACCUACCGGGUAAUCGCGCGGUCGCUGGUAUGGAUUGGAAAUACGUCUGGGUCUGGAAACUUCCGUUGCUGAUACUUGCAUUCCAGACUCGCUGCUUGUACGGCAUAACAGCAUGAGAAAUUUCCCGCGGCUCCUUGCGGAUUCAUCCGUAUUUAGCAUUACAAAGUGCCAUCCAGCACGACAAAAAACUGGUCCAUCGCAUUCAUGCAUUAUACAGUUACGCGAAGACUUGUCAUGCAGAGUGAGCACGUCAAGAACAGGCCCCACAGUCAAGGUGACAACAGCGGCAAAAUGAUCAGCCUUCGGGCGCGCGCGAUGCUUGUCCCAUCUGCUUUUCCGACGAAUCACUUCCUUCACCAGGGCCUUGCUCAACCCUGGACCAGAACGAGUAGGACAGAGGACCCCAGAGGUAGGCACUGUAGCGGAAAGCUGGAGCAAAACUAAUGUUUUUUGAAAACGAACCCAAUAGGAGCCGACCUGCGUGGAUGGUUACAAAAUAGGUAGCUUGACCCCAAAUGGCAAUGAUCAUUGGGAGCAGCAGAGCGCAGCAGGACCCCGGGACUGCAACAGCUCACCCCUGUUUUAGAUUAGAAAAACGCAGCGCACCGAGUAUGCCGCUACCUCGACCCCUCAAGAAAAGAAGUAGCCCCCCCAACUACACAAUCGCCGUCCGCGAUCAGGAUCCCAUGCGUACUAACCAACAUUGUGCGAACCGAGAUCCCGCGGGGCACAGGGUCUGGGCGGCUCGAAGCAGAGCGUGCAGCACAAGCGGGAGACAACACAUCCAAAGGUGGGGAUGGUCUCAGGUCGUUCAGGUCCGCCAAGGGUUGCGUCUCGCUAUCAGGGUUUCGCCAACUCCGCGGGGGCGUUGCGGGUAUCUCCCUAAAACACCAAAACCGGCACAAAUUGGGCCGGCAGUCCGGGUAAUCGCUCACCAGCCGGUUUGUAUGGCGAAGAAGGUGCUCGACGAAGGAAAAAGUAAGCAUGUAAUUAGCACCUCCGGUUGGUAGAGCGAUCGGCUACCGAGGCACGUCAGGGGGCGUCGCUACUUCAAUUCAAUUCAAUUCGAAUUUCGCAUCACAAAUCCAGACCCAGACAAAUAUUUGCAAUGCAUAGCUGGUUUUCCAGAACGAAUCGGGGAACAUCACCGGCUCGGUGCGCGCGAAAACGAAGGAAUCCAUGGGCAUCGUGGGGCACACACCCGUAAUCGCCCCGGGGGACCAGUUUCUGUACGGCUCCGGAACCACGCUGAACACGAAAAAGGGGUCAAUGAGCGGCACUUUUCACAUCAUCGAGGACAAGAAACGGUAUUGUGAGGAAAAAUCCCCCCUCCCCAUAUCCAAAACGAAAUUUGUGUUGCUGUAUUUUAGUGCACAAAUCGACUUGUAUUGCUAGAAGGCCAAGAGACGCAGCUGCUCACUCCUUUAUUGCAGGCAAUUUGUCAUGCUGUUUCCCGUUUCCAGUUGCUUCCUGUCAUGCUGAACGCGCAAGGCUCUCCUAUGCCAGGCAGCACUACGAUCCACGUCCCUUCUAGCAUGACAAUGUGACUUGUGAUCACGAAUCACGCUACACAAAUCUCCCUUGGAGUAUGGGGAGGGGGGAUUUUUCAUUUUGAUAAACGGACCAAGGACUUCGAAACGCGGCCACUGGACGAGCGCUGCUCGUUCUUCGAGCAUUUGCGGAAGACGGGGAAAGUAUCAAAUGUAAAAGUGUCUGUGUCUGGAGAAGUGCAAAACUUGUAAUGCUCUCUUGCAGCGAGAAGAGAAAAACAAAAAACCUGUCAUGCAUGUCGAGCUACUGCGCUGCCUUUUUGUGAUGCAGGAACCCAGUUACUUAUUUCUCAUGCAGUUUAUUACGAAAGACCUAGUCGCUCACAAACUGAAACUUGUCAUGCGUGUCCCCAACAUAUUGGAGGUUGCUUGUGAUCGGCAAAUUAGCAUCACAACUUUCCAGACCCAGACAUAUUUGCAUUGCAUAGAAAGUAGGCAAGGAAUUCCACGCCUCAUUUCCGAUCACGAAGUGCGACUCGUCGGUCUUAUCCCUGGACCUGCCGACGUUAAUGCUGCGAAACGCGGAGAGUAAUAGUCCCAGCAGUGCAGGAGCAGGCGCUGGCGAAAAUAGUAGUACUUCACCGGGGCCGCGGGGCGGGGAAGGCGACUAGUGGGAGGUUACUUACUGGGGCCGCGGAAUAUGCACCAACGCCGCGGUAAGUGUCAGCAUUGCGUCGCAGCUUGGGGCAAUUGCAAUCAUCCUGAAAAACGCCGGAAUGAGCGUCGUGAUAUUAUACCGGAAUGCGUCGUGAUGUAUGAUUGAAGAAGUUUAUUAUUUCCAUGAAACUAUUUGUGAUUGCGGGUUUGUUGUACACAUUUUGCCGGUUGAACUUCCGUUUCUGCAUUUAUUUUCAAUGAGCCCUUGCGGUUGCGGUUUUCAUGAUGUGCUGUUUUCUGAGCUGAUUGACAAGAUGACCGCUAUACGACAUUCAUGACAGCAAGUAAAGCGCCACAAGAAUGUAAGAUGUUUUUGUUUCUGUGUUGACUUUGACUUUUCGUAGACCUGAUUGUACCAAAUUUGAACAGCCUACCCUCGUUGAGAAAUAGCCCCAUUUAUUUCUCUUUGUUUCCGGGAUAGUACGGAGCUGAGGCAACUCGGCUCCGUGCACGUGGUCCCCUUCCGUACCCAGAAAGAGUAGCUUUUUUCCCCUAAAUCAAGAUUGGAACAAAUGACAGUAUCAUGUUGACAACUUGCUUCCGGGCUGCGCUUUUUUCGCUUGAUUUGUUGACGUAACUUGUACAAUAUUUUCAAGAAAAUCAUCAAAAUUUGUGCACCAUUGGCAUCCCCGGGCCGUAGUGCGUACAGCCAUCGGAG